Argentina anserina (silverweed cinquefoil) is the source of this 545-nucleotide messenger RNA. Its product is annotated as protein BUNDLE SHEATH DEFECTIVE 2, chloroplastic-like. The coding region runs from base 29 to 424 and encodes 131 amino acids. The record is from RefSeq and is a predicted model, not a curated record. Lineage: Eukaryota; Viridiplantae; Streptophyta; Magnoliopsida; Rosales; Rosaceae. The transcript is spliced from 5 exons. Gene Ontology annotation, molecular function: protein folding chaperone. Gene Ontology annotation, cellular component: chloroplast stroma; protein folding chaperone complex.
GCUAAGCUCAUUCUUACAUUCUUCAAUAAUGGAAUAUGCUCUCUACGCACCUCCUUUAAGUUCCUUCAACGCCACUCCAAAACCAGGCAAUCAUAGCAGUAGGCAGAAGCUCAUUAGAAUAGACUACUUGGUCCAGAAUUCUCCUGCUGCUAAAGUCUUCCAUGUGAAAGCUAAGUCUGCAAAAAGUGAUGAAAGCACGACGCGAAAGAGCAUGGUUUGUUCUGAUUGUGAGGGAAAUGGUGCAGUUCUUUGCUCUCAAUGCAAAGGGAGUGGAGUAAACGCUGAUGAUCUGUUUGGUGGCCAGUUCAAAGCUGGGGAAUCAUGUUGGCUUUGCGGUGGCAGAAAGGAGAUGUUGUGUGGAACUUGCAACGGAGCUGGCUUUCUUGGAGGUUUCAUGAGCACUUCUGAUACUACAGCCGAAUGAGCUGGUCUCUGUCAGGUGCAGACCUCUUCUAGCUUGGACUAAUUGGAUGCUUAUGUACAUUGAAAUAUGUAUAGAUCUUUUCAUUGAUUACUUUACAACAUAUAUGCCGAUGAUCUUACAG